GGGAGGAGGAGGGAGGAGGGAGGGAGGAGGAGGAGGAGGAGGAGGAGGAGGAGGAGGAAGAAGAAGAAGAAGAAGAAGAAGAAGAAGACGCGAUCGGCGAGACAGGGUCGCCACCACACUCGGAGGCAAAGUCAGAUAAAGCACCAGGUAAAAGUACUUGUAAAUAG
Molecule: messenger RNA, 167 nt
Organism: Spirometra erinaceieuropaei
Lineage: Eukaryota; Metazoa; Platyhelminthes; Cestoda; Diphyllobothriidea; Diphyllobothriidae
Source: the annotation of a GenBank genome assembly